Stegodyphus dumicola is the source of this 1115-nucleotide messenger RNA. RefSeq names its product Radial spoke head protein 9 (gene Rsph9). Gene Ontology annotation, biological process: axoneme assembly; cilium movement involved in cell motility; motile cilium assembly. The record is from RefSeq and is a predicted model, not a curated record. Gene Ontology annotation, cellular component: axoneme; radial spoke. Lineage: Eukaryota; Metazoa; Arthropoda; Arachnida; Araneae; Eresidae.
CGGAUUAUUAAGUUAAUAUGGAUAAAAGUUACAAGAAAGAUUUUGAACUGAAUAUUUAUAAAGCUAAUAGAUAAUCUUUAUAAUUUCUUGAGUGAAAAACUGUGAUUUGUGGGUAAGUUAGGUCAACAAAAAGUAAAAAAAUGCUCAAAGAUAGGCUAAACUUAAAUAUGGAUAAUUUCUAUUCAACUGGAUAUUUUCUGACCAUUGAAGAACAAUCUAUACUUCAAUUAUCUCUUCCGAUAUUGCAACAAGAGAACAAAUUUACUUCAGUUGCUUUUCUUGGAAAGAUUUUUGGAAUAAAAAAUGAUUAUUACAUUGCUCAAGGCAGAGGUAAUGACUUCAUCCGGAACAAAAUGUCGUUUUAUAGUCUUGACGGCAACUCUUGGCGUGUGUUAUUUCCGCCGUCCAGAGAGAUUCUUUCAAAAUUUCAUCUUGUACGAAACCGGUUUAUAGGAGAUCCAUCUUGGAUUCACCGAUUCUAUGAUGUGACAGCUGAGGAGGAUUAUAUGAAGCCGGAUAGAAAGUCGGCCAUUAAAGAAGAGCACAGACUGAGUGCUUUGGUGAAACUGAUGGACUUCGAGACGGCGAUCGGCCCCAGGAAUGCCCUAAUGAUCAAUCCUCAGGGGAUCGUUAAGAAGAAUCCUUAUUUUGAAGGUUUAUCUAAGACUGACGCCAUAGAACUUAGCUCUUAUCUCCAUUUCCGUCUUCCUGACAGUGAUGUAAGCUUCGCUCCAACGAUACAAAUCUGUCCUUCGGGUGUGGAUAAAGCUCUGCAGUUCUUGGAACCUAUUAGCCACGAUUAUCCACCAGGCUGUUGGAUUCUACAAGGUGAUCCUCUCAUGGAAGUGAUUACUCUACGCAACCUAUGGUGGCCUGGAUAUACGUUCUAUCACAAGCCCGAAACCAAAGAAUAUAACGCUAUCUACAUAGGGUAUGGAGAGCGCAAUGAUGAUUUGCCUUUCAUGUUGUGAAGACUAAAGGAAUUUAUUAACCUGUUUAAACAGACACUUCGUGAUGUUUUUCUUCGAAUAAUGUAGUUUUUUCAAAUAGAUUUUGUAUAUUAUUUGGCAAUUUAGUUUCGUCAGUUUGAAAUUAAAACUUUAGCCUGAAAAAAA